UAAUAUUAUUGUCUUAACUAAUGGCACGACUUUUUUGUCAACAUUGUGUGAUAUUGCAUAUGAGGCAAUUAAAGACAUCAUCAAUAACAAUAUCUCUGACGAUCUAAACGCAUUGUUAUCAAAAGUAACAGAAGAAUUCAAGCAUUCAUAUAUUCGACCCAUAUGUGGAAUACGAAACAAGAAACUUAUCAUCAAUAUGUGCGGCCCUUUAUACGAAAAUGCGAUAAUGAAUUUGACGACAAAUAUUGCCUUGAUAUUAGAAAUAGUACACUUAAUGAAUAUGCAAAAUAAAGAAAUUUAUCGCAUCAAAAAUGAUACUUUUGAGGCAUUUGAUACUAACAAUGACAAUGAUAAAGAGUCUUUGCAUUCUAUCUUCGAGAAUGAAAUGGAAAAUAUAUCAAUACAAAAUCUAUCCAAGAGAAUUUAUAAAAGACAAAAUCAAACUAUUAUGAUGUCGGUAAAAAAUGCAUUACAUACAAUGCACAAAAUAUUAGACGAUGAGUAUGAAUGUUAUAUAGAAACCGUGAAGACGAAUAAUGCUUAUAGCAGGGUAUUGGCUGAUAAUAUAAAAUCCUCUACAAACGUGCCAUUUUAUAAUACUUCGACUAAACAUGGAUACGCGGUGUUGGUCAGCGACGGAAAGAGUAAAAGAAGAGUACUGAAAGCACAUCUCACGUUCGCAGAGAUUUCGGUUGUACCUGGCACUUGCGUGCGAGUAAGAAGUGGAGAUCCCAUACCCAAUGGAGCAACGGCGGGUGUAAUGCUAGCGAAUACAAAGAUAUUGGAAGAAUGUAGCGACAAUGAUGACGAUUAUUUUAAUAUCAACGACAAGGAAUACGAAAUUGAAGUUUUAGUAGCCCCGCAAAAGAACGAGAAUAUUAGAAAUGCUGACUGUGAGAUAGAGAACGGCCAGACUGUUUUACAGAUAUACAGUCGUAUUGGAUCGGUGGAAUUGGGCAUUUUGAAAUUAUGUGGCAUAAAUUCAGUUCCUGUCAUUCAAAUUCCAUCCGUAGGUCUGUUGUCUAUCGGAGAUAAAUUGGAACAGCCUGGGUAUACUUCAACUUUAAAACACAUUUACGACUGUAAUCAUAUAACUCUAAUGUCAUUAUUGAAAGAAAACGGUUACAAUCCCGUAGACUUAGGAAUUUCAGCUUAUCAGUUAAAAGCCAUUAUCAAAAAUAUUAAAUACGCUUUGAACAAAGUAAACCUACUUGUAAUAAUGGGACAUGCAAACGACAAUGAUUUAUUAAAGCCUAUCUUAAGAGAAUAUUUUAACGCUGUUAUACAUUUUGGUCACGUGGAGAUGAAACCAGGAAAAUCAACAACAUUCGCAACGUGCAUCUUCAAUCACAAAAUGAAGUUUUUCCUAUGCAUGUCGGCAAACCCAGUAACAAUUCCCAUUGUCUCGCAUAUAUUCCUUCUGCCGUUUUUGAACGGGAUGCACUUCGAUAUCAUGGCUUAUGAGCCCAAACCUAAUAUACAGACUUGUAUAAUGACAACGCAUGAGCUGCAUCGUCGUCCGAAAUUUUCAUGGACAACCUUACACUGGUCAGAGAAGGAAACAUUUCCAAGGACUUGCUAUUCAAAAAAACAUCAGAACAUAUUGAAAUAUCAAAAAGCUAAUGCGCUUCUAAUGCUACCGCAGCGUACGGUGCAUGAAUCGAAAAUAGACGCGGCAUUCGUAUCAGCGAUGUUUUUCGGCUGAAAAGUCUCCAAGAUAUUCUUAAUCAACGCAGGACAAAUAUUUGCAUACAUUUGAAUUGUUGUUCAACAUGUUAUUGAAUUAUAAUUAAUUAUUAGGAAUACACAGGAUAUCAAAUUCGGACAGAAUGUAACAUCGGAUAUCCAGGGAGGCAAAUUUUCGAGUCGGAUAUUCGAUAUUUUCUAGAAUCCGACCGGAUUCCGGGACGUUUUCUAUAAAAAAAAAAAAAA
Messenger RNA from Acromyrmex echinatior (Panamanian leafcutter ant), 1932 nucleotides. RefSeq lists its product as uncharacterized. Gene Ontology annotation, cellular component: cytosol; postsynaptic membrane; cytoplasm. Gene Ontology annotation, biological process: glycine receptor clustering; establishment of synaptic specificity at neuromuscular junction; Mo-molybdopterin cofactor biosynthetic process. The record is from RefSeq and is a predicted model, not a curated record. Gene Ontology annotation, molecular function: molybdopterin molybdotransferase activity. Lineage: Eukaryota; Metazoa; Arthropoda; Insecta; Hymenoptera; Formicidae.